GGAGGAGACAGGGGCGGGUGGGGGCCUACCCUCCAGACCGUCCUCCUGCCGCGCCUCUGCCUCUUCCUCGCCCGCCCAAACAGCUGUUUACAACGGAAUGUGGACGCGGUUGCCGCGCCGGUGGCCAGAGAUCUUUCUUUCCCUGAGAGGUCCUUUCUGGAGGAUUCUUUUGUGUUCAGCUUGGGCCCGCGUGCAGCUCCGACAGAUGCGUGUCCCCGUGCCAGGAUCCUCCUCCCCUCGGUUUCCUGGUUAGGUACCGGGAGGAUUUUAUGUUGGUUGAGCGAAUGAAUGGGAGCAGUUAAAUAGCGCCGGGAUGCACCCUACAGCUCUUUAACUAGAGUUGCCGAUCGUGAAGGGGUGGUUGUGUGCCAGCCUGUGGUCGCUGGGUAGUCUUAGCGUUAAAUGAGGAGGUUCACAACUCCGUAGAAAGCUGAAGUCGCACUCUAAAGAGCGAGAAUUGGAUCUCAGAAGUGGCGGAGAAUAGGAUAUUUUAUGAAAAAUUGAUCACUUUUACUAAAGAUAUAUUGUGAGUUGCAAACCACAGGUCCAGUGUUACCCUAAACACCUUGGGCAACCUCUCCCAAAUACAGUGACAUCACAACAAUGACACGGGGAUUUAUGUCUAUCAACAGAUGGGUAUCUGCUGGGGUUGGGGGUGGCGCAGAUAUACGAACAGAGUCUUUGUGGAGAAUAUGGUUGGUCUUGGCUCUUGAUCUAGGCGAAGGAUUUCCUUUUGUUUUUUAAGUACCAAUUAGCACUUUCCCCAUCUGACUCCCAACCCCUCUUUCCCAUCUUCCCUACCUGUCCCGGUUCCAUUUCAGUUGCCAUGGCUUCUGCCAGAGGAAUGAAGUACCCCACUUUCUAUCCCCCCACCCCCAACUUUAUAAAGGGGUGAAAUUCUACUCCUUUCAAAGAUAGGUCACGUGUCAUCUUUUCUGGGAAGGCUUUCUCGGUUCCCUCCAGCUAUUCAGAAUAGCAAAGUCAUGCUACUGUGUUUCAUUGUGGCUCCCUGCAAACAUGUCUGUCUCUCUCUGGCUAGAUUGUUUUCAUCUUUCUAUCCCUCUUUAAAUAACCAUAUUUUGGCUGGAAUUUAAGGCAGGGACGGAUGCCAGCGGUCUAGCCAGCAGCCCUCAGGACUUUGGAGAAAAGUGUAAACAAACACAGGGCUGAAGGGCGUGCCCUGGGAGGAGACAGAACCUGCGCGGGUCUUGGGGGCAGUCUGCUGAGUUCAAAGGAGUCUUGCCUUUUCUCCUUUCUGCACCCACUCUUCAUGGUCUGGGCAGCUCCUCCGCAUGUGAAGAGGGUAAGUUAGGGCAGCGAAUAGACCUCACUGAGGAUGUCUGAAAACCUCGACAAGUCCCACAGAAACAAAGCAGGAGAGUCAAAGCCGAGUGACUCUGAGCAAGGCCUGGGAGGUGCUCUGGAACGUUCUGAUGAAGCCUUGCAGAAAGAAGUAAAGUCGGAUGCACCUAGUCCCCAGAGAGUGGGAAGACCUCACUCUAGUCCUCCUCGGCUUGUCACUGUAGAGGAACUUCUAGAAACAGCAAAAGGAGUCACCAACAUGGCUCUAGCCCAUGAAAUUGUGGUAAAUGGAGACUUCCGGAUUAACGCUGUUGAGUUAGCAGAAGGCAGCUUGGAGAAGAGAGUAAAGGAGAUUGUACAUAAAGCUUUCUGGGAUUGCCUGAGUGUCCAGCUAAGUGAAGACCCCCCAACAUAUGACCAUGCCAUCAAACUUGUAGGAGAGAUCAAAGAGACUCUGCUGUCUUUCCUGCUGCCUGGUCACACUAGACUAAGAAACCAGAUAACUGAGGUCUUGGAUCUGGAACUGAUAAAACAGGAAGCAGAGAAUGGGGCCCUAGACAUUUCCAAGCUGGCAGAAUUCAUUAUUGGCAUGAUGGGGACAUUGUGUGCACCUGCUCGAGAUGAGGAAGUUAAGAAACUAAAGGACAUUAAGGAAAUAGUGCCUCUUUUCAGAGCAAUCUUUUCUGUGUUGGACCUAAUGAAAGUAGACAUGGCCAACUUUGCUAUCACUAGCAUUCGGCCGCACCUCAUGCAGCAGUCAGUCGAGUAUGAGAGGAAGAAGUUUCAGGAAGUCUUGGAGAAGCAGCCAAACUCCCUGGACUUUGUCACCCAGUGGCUGGAGGAGGCCUCAAAUGACCUUUUGACUCAGAAGUACAAACAUGCCCUGCCAGCUGGGGGAGGGGCUGCUGGCUCAGGGGAUGCUCCAGUGCUGACCCCUGUUUCUGUCCAGAAUUAUGCCUACCUGAAGCUUCUAAAAUGGGACCACUUCCGGAGACCUUUCCCCGAGACCCUUUUGAUGGACCAGUCUCGUUUCCAAGAGCUCCAACUGCAGCUGGAGCAGCUGGCGGUCCUGGGAGCGGUGCUCCUCGUCACAUUCAGCACUGCUGCACCUGGAAUCUCUGGCCAGGCUGACUUUGCUGAGAAACUCAAGAUGACAGUGAAGAUUCUGCUAAUGGACAUGCAUCUGCCUUCCUUCCAUCUGGAGGAUGCUCUGACUUCCAUUGGGGAGAAAGUGUGCCUGGAGGUGAGAAGCUGCCUCUCCCUAUGUGGAUCCUCCCCAUUCUCCACCAAUAAGGAGACUGUGCUCAAGGGUCAGGUUCAGGCCCUGGCCAGUCCUGAUGACCCCAUUCGCAGGAUUGUGGAGUCCCGAAUUUUGACGUUCUUGGAGACAUACCUUGCCUCUGGUCAUCAGAAGCUACUGCCUACGGUGCCAGGGGGCUUGGGUCCCAUUCAGAAAGAGCUGGAAGAAAUUGCAGUGAAAUUUGUGCGCCUGGUCAACUAUAACAAGAUGGUGUUCUGUCCUUACUAUGACACAAUCCUCAGUAAGCUCCUUCUCCGCCCCUGAGGCGCACAGCUGCCGCAGCUCCCCCUCAUGUCCUCAGAAGCCCGCUGUUGCAGUGCCCUGCUCUGGAGAAUGGCAUGUGGUACCCUCCUGUUUAACGGCACUGGUUCCAGGGGAAGAAGGACUCUCGGAAGGGCGCACUGAGCUCUGCUCUGAGGGUUGUAUUUACGAGUGCAAGUUUACAAACUCAAGAAGCAUUUGUUCUCUUGAGUUUAUAGGUAGCGUCUAGCUUUCAUCCGUUGACUGCCACUGUCUCUGCUCCUGCUACAUCGGCUUGGAGGAGCCAGUUCUCCCAAGGAGCCUGGGACCUUUCUUGUGGGUCAUUCCUUCUCAGAUACCCCAGGCUGGCACGUAAGCCAUGACUUGUUCCCUUGCCCCCCUUACAGCAUUCCUCCAGGUAUUCUUCCCUGGGACCGUUUUUGGUUUUUUUCCUUCUAUUUUCAAGACAAAGUUUCUCCAUUAGCCCUAUCUGUGGAACUAGCUCUGUAGUCCUGGCUGGCCUAAACUCACAGAGAUCUGCCUGCCUCUGCCUCCCCAGUGCUGGCAUUAAAGGUGUGCACCACUAAUGCCUGCCUCUUGUUGGUGUUUUAUGACCAGGCUGUCUAUAGCCAUACAGUGUCCUGUUCCACUCCUUCCCCACCUCCAUCCGUUUAUUGCCGAGCCCUUUUGUUCUUCAGCAGAGUUACUUGAUAAUAUAUUUUGUCUAAUUUUUUAUUAUUAUUUUUGAAGCAGCAUCUCUCUCUGUGUCUCUCUGACUGGCCUGGAACUUGCUAUGUAGAACAAGCCGACUCCAGACUUAAAUGAAUCCUCCUGCCUCUACUUCACACAUGCCAGGAUUAGAGGCCUUUGCCAUCAUACCCGUUGGAUAGAACUUUAUUUUUAAAUGCUUGUUUUGUUGGUUGGGAUGUAGUCCAGUGGUUAGUGAUUGUCUAGUAUGCACAAGGCCCUGGGAUCUAUCUCUUGCAUCUAAACAAUAAAAGACACACACACACACACACACACACACACACACACACACACACACUAGGCAUUGAGAAGUCAUAAGCCCCUGUAGCUUCAGUUACUUGAAAGGUAGGAAGAUUUUAUUUAUUUAUUUAUUUUGGUUUUUUGAGACAGGGUUUCUCUGUAGUUUUAGAGGCUGUCCUAGAUCUAGCUCUUGUAGACCAGGCUGGCCUCGAACUCACAGAGAUCCACCUAACUCUGCCUCCUCAGUGCUGGGAUUACAGGCGUGCGCCACCACUGCCUGGCUGGAAGAUUGUUUUUACCCAAGAAUUAAGAAGCAGCCUGGGUAAUAAAGAGUCCAUCUUUUUUGUUGUUGUUGUUUUUGGUUUUGUUUUGUUUUGUUUUUGAGAUAGGGUUUCUCUGUAGCUUUGGAACCUGUCCUGGAACUAACUCUUGUAGACCAGGCUGGCCUCGAAUUCACAGAGAUCCGCCUGCCUCUGCCUCCUGAGUGCUGGGAUUAAAGGCAUGUCCCCCUACCGCCGGUUUAAAGAGUUCAUCUUAAAAGAACAAGGAUAGGGCCGGGCAGUAGUGGCUCAUGCCUUUAAUCCCCGUUCUUGGGAGGCAGAGGCAGGUGGAUUUCUGUGAGUUUGAGAUCAGCCUGGUCUACAGAGCAAGUUCCAGGACAGCCAGGCCAGGGCUACAGAGAAACUCUGUCUAAAAAACAACAAAAACAAAACAAAACAAAACAAAACAAAAAACCACUGAAACGAUAGAUGUAUAUAGUUUAGUAUAAAGGAAAGAGAAUAAUCCACUGUGUAAUAAUCCAGAUGUGCUGAUGGUAUUCUAAUUCAGAAAUUAGAUUUACGUGUUCCAGGUAAAAUAGCCCAACCUCACUAAUCUAGAGAAGAAAGACAAGUCCCCAGUAUUUGAGUGACCAGAAUUCCUAACACAGCGUGUGACCAUGAGAAUGCUUUGGAUGUGGUACAGAUGAUCUGUUUAAAAAAGAAAAAAACAGACGGUGGUGCAGUGUUGCAGUGGUGGCAAACGCAUUUAAUCCCAGCACUUGGGAGGCAGAGCCAUGUGGAACUCUGUGAGUUGGAGCCAGCCUGGUCUACAGAGCAAGUUCCAGAACAGCCAGGGUUAAACAGAAACCCUAUCUUCAAAAAACAGAAUAUUUUAUGCACGGCUGUGUGUAUUUUAGAGAGGACAUUACUGUAGAGGCAGAGCCGUGACCUUGGAGUGCUCUCCCGCCGGCUCCCUGGACAGUGACGGCAGGAUGCAGAGUGCGCAGUGCGCCUGGCCUGGGAGCACACGGAAAAUCCCAACGCUUCAAGGCUGAGGCCCAGGCUAGCCUGGGUUACAUCGCAAGACCCCACCUGGAAAAGAAAAAGAGAUAAUGGCUGAAUUGAGGAUGAUUUCUUCUUCAAAGAUGUGCGACAAAUGAUCCUAAUGUUGAUUUGUUUCCAAGUGAAAUAAUGUGCUGGGCGUGGGGAGCCACCUUUAAUUCAGCACUCCAGAGGAAGAAGGACUCCAAGUUCAAGGCCAGCCUGGUCUACACAGUGACUUUCCAGGCUGUUGAGGGAUGCAUAGUGAGACCCUGUCUCAAAAACAAAUAAAGUAUGCUAUGUUAUGUGCUCA
Messenger RNA from Myodes glareolus (Bank vole), 5443 nucleotides. The record is from RefSeq and is a predicted model, not a curated record. NCBI's taxonomy places the organism in Eukaryota, Metazoa, Chordata, Mammalia, Rodentia, Cricetidae.